Molecule: messenger RNA, 921 nt
Organism: Verticillium alfalfae VaMs.102
Lineage: Eukaryota; Fungi; Ascomycota; Sordariomycetes; Glomerellales; Plectosphaerellaceae
Exons: 2
Coding region: 1-921 (306 amino acids)
Molecular function (GO): protein binding
Source: RefSeq, a predicted model, not a curated record
AUGGGAGCUUGGGCCACUCCCCCGCCUAAUCCACAGGCCUCCAGAGAGGAAAGCCCCCCCACCAGCACAGGCCAAGCUCGUGAUCAGGACGCAGCCGCUGGACGACCUUCCGUCAUCAAGUCCGCCAGCUGGAAGCGUGCCCCUAGACGCCGGCAUUCCGCACGACUCGAUACCAGGCGGAAGGCUUGUCAUUGCGAUUCAAUUCCAUUGCACUCCAAACUGAUCGAAGCAACCACCCGUGUUCGCAGGGCGAUCAUUGCCAACGACGCAUCGCUCGUCAAACGAAUUCUCAACUCGAACCCCCAAGCCCUCCACAGCCCCGAUGCCUCCCCUGAAGGCCUCUCCAACUCGAACCUUCACCUCGCCGCCUUCCUCGGCCAUGUCGAAGUCUGCCGCGUACUCGUCGACCUCGGUCACGAAGACCCCGACCCUGCGCUGAACGAGAAACACCAGACAGCUCUUAUGCUCGCAGCCGGCGCCGGCCGCACCGAGGUCGUCCACCUGCUCUGUGAGCGGUUCCCCAAAGUCAUACACAGGCGGGAUGCGCACAGACGAGAUGCGAUCAUGGAAGCCAGCCGCGGCGGCCACGAUACUGUGCUGCAGAUUCUUCUGACGUAUGCGCCUAACGGCCCGGAAGAGGCCGUGCAGACUGCUGAUCUCGAUGGCAACACUGCUCUGCACUUUGCGAGCGGCAACGGUAAUCUGCUGGUCCUCAGGACACUCCUCGCUGCCGGCGCUGAUGCCGAGAGGAGGAACAAAUGGAGCUGGACGGCUCUCUCCUACAGUGCCACUGUGCAGGCAGAGGUUUACCUGAAAGGCCUCGUGACGGAGAUUGAGCGUAGAAAGGUCGUCCGCCGUGAAACAGAGGGCCAGAAGAAGGGCGGUGCUGUGAGGAUUGUGGAGGAUCCUGAUGACGGCUGA